Messenger RNA from Auanema sp. JU1783, 409 nucleotides. The record is from the annotation of a GenBank genome assembly. NCBI's taxonomy places the organism in Eukaryota, Metazoa, Nematoda, Chromadorea, Rhabditida, Rhabditidae.
UUGGUGCAUCGACCGACGGAUACCGGACAAGGAAUAGAAGUUAGUUUAGUUUGCUGGGGUCUAUACUACAAGACGAAGAAAAUCAACAUGCAACGAUUCACCGAAGAACUCAACAAUCUGACUACUCAAGCUAGGGUGCUCGAGAUAGAUAUCCAACGAGCAAAACUGUUAACUGAGGAAAGAACCACCAUACCAGAGGAUGGAAGUAUGAUGAGGAGACGGCUUAGCCGAGUAACCAAAUGUAGUAAUACGCUACAGGAUUCCCUUAAAGCCACUGCCAGAGCAGAAGCAGGCAUUAUUGAGAUUCUUAACAUUCUUGCAACGGAUGAGCAAGAAACUAUAGCAAAUGCACUGAAGGCAGAGAAGGAGAGGUUACAACUAGAUCAGUUAGCGACAUCAGGAUCUACAG